GGGUUUUUGGCAUUGGUUGCAUUCUUAUGACUGCCCAUGAUUCGUGCAUAGGUUGCAGUAAAGGUUUGAUAUUCCUGAUAGAAAUCUGUUAAAAAAAAAAAAAAAUCUGUAGAACAAGAUUCCUUCUUCUCAGUCUCAUGACUGUGACAUCAGCUAAACUUUAUUGCUCUUUUAGAACAGGAUACUAGAGGCACACUAUCAGAAUGCAUGCAGUGUUCUUUUGACCAGACAUGUUUCCUUGUUGCUGUAAAUGUUUCACAAAAACUUCAGCUGAUGCCGAGAGGCAGCCUUUAUCAGCACGAACUAUCGGACCAUACUCAAAAGCAGCAUAUGGGACGGAUUCACUGGAGACUGCUAGAGAUACAACUGUGAAAAAAGGUAAAGUUAAUGCAAAGCUUGUCGGUGUACCAGACAUAGAUCAUCUCUUCACAGACAUUGGUGAUACCUUUAACAAACAACACCAACAUUGCCUUGAAAUAUCGGAAUACAUCAGGCAAGUAAAUGAAAGCUACAAGUGCCCUCCAAAUAGCAGCUUCUCUGUUUGUCUACAAAAAAUAAAGGAGAAACACAGAGAUCUUGAAAUUAAUGUACAAAUGCAAGGGUAUAGCUUCAUGCUGGAAGUACAACCAGAGGGAGCCCAUGAAAAAUUGUUGCACACUCAGCAACAAAUAAAAAACUUGAGUCUUGCAACUAAAUCAGUGCUUGCUGCAGGAACAACGCUACAGGAAAUGAUUAACUAUGUUCUACAGAAAGAAGAGGAACUUACUGACAGAGUAAAGAAAAUGGACUUAGCAUACCAGGACAAGGUACGAGUAGAGAGUAACUUAAAAGAAAACCUGCAAGAAGUGAGGAGAACAAAGCAACUGUCAGUCCAAUACAGAGAAACUGCCAAUCAAGUCCUGGCAGAAAUGGCUCAGUUAGCUGACAUAACCAUUUAAAUCAAGCAAGAUUUUUACUAUUCAGAUAAACACAACAUCCAUAUUAUUAUGAAGCCUUCCACAGUGUUCAGGAUGAAAUGUGAAACAUUUUUGUUGUACAUACUAAAAUAAACAGCACAGCUAUUUUCAUUGUAAAUGCUUACUUCUUGGAAACACUUAAAGGUUUAUGAAUCAAUGUAUCAUUCUUACUAAACAUUGUCAUAGCCUGCAAUUAUUCUAAGAACAAGGAGUUCAUUAAUGCAUAUUUAGUGUAAUAUAAACAGUUUGCUCUGUUUCUAAUGAAUUUAGAUCAACAUUUUCUAUCUAGGGAGAUUACAUUAUAAUGAUGGAAGGGAUUCAAUCUACUUGGUUGUGAUGAGAGGAAAAGAAUUUCACAAAAUUCUUAUAUUUUCUGGAAACUGCAUCAUCAAUGUAGCAAUCAACUUUUCUGGCAAAAUAUUUAACUAGAAUUUCCUAAUGCAAAAUUCUUGACUUCCUGUUAGAUUAUAGUCAGUCUAUGUUUUUCUACUUGAUUAAUUAAUUAUAUUGUAAAGCCUAGCAGUACUCUAUGAGCAGCAGAUCAGAUUCCAAUACUAAGGAAAAUUACAAAAUAAUUUCCUUACAAAAGUACAUUUAUUUAUUUAUUUUUAAAGUGUAAUUGUCUUAAAUUUGAUUUCUACUAUAAAUAAAUCUUGCAAUGGAAUUGCAGAUACAUUGUCUUGAUUUCUUUUGUAACAUUAAUUAAACAGACAAAUACAUACAUUUUGUUGAUAAUUGGCAUAUGCUUCUUUUGUUGAUCUCCAUAACUACAUAACAUGGUAUUCUUCUAGUGGUCAGCGAGUUUUCUUAUUUAUUCAUAAUAAAGGAAAAAUAUCCCAAACUA
This is a messenger RNA of Protopterus annectens (West African lungfish), 1800 nucleotides long. RefSeq lists its product as uncharacterized. The transcript is spliced from 5 exons. The record is from RefSeq and is a predicted model, not a curated record. The coding region runs from base 231 to 938 and encodes 235 amino acids. NCBI's taxonomy places the organism in Eukaryota, Metazoa, Chordata, Ceratodontiformes, Protopteridae.